Ipomoea triloba (trilobed morning glory) is the source of this 1693-nucleotide messenger RNA. Its product is annotated as anthocyanidin 3-O-glucosyltransferase 2-like. The transcript has a single exon. The coding region runs from base 109 to 1512 and encodes 467 amino acids. The record is from RefSeq and is a predicted model, not a curated record. NCBI's taxonomy places the organism in Eukaryota, Viridiplantae, Streptophyta, Magnoliopsida, Solanales, Convolvulaceae. Gene Ontology annotation, molecular function: UDP-glycosyltransferase activity.
UCUUCCCCUCCAACCCGGCCUUUUCUUCUUCACACGUUGGAAAUGCUCUAAUUCUUCAUUCUGAGAAAGCAAGCAAGCAAGCAGAGAACAUAUCAAUCAGCCAAGAAAAUGAAAGAAGCCGUUGAGCUAUUUUUCUUCCCUGCACUUGGAAUGGGGCACCUCUUAUCUGCAGUUGAAAUGGCAGAGCUCCUUAUUCACAGAGACCACCAUAUCUCCAUCACCAUCUUCAUCUUGAAACCACCUUUGGACCUCAAAAUCACCUCUUUCAUCCAAUCCCAAACCUCGGAAAGGCGACUGAAGUUCGUGACACUCCCCGUGGACGAGUCGAUCCCCAUCGAUUCCACCAAACCGACUCCUCUGAUGAUCCCCAUCGACCCUUACAAACCUCGUAUCAGAGAAUACGUUCAAGAAACCAUCCGUAGCAUACGCCUGGGCGGAUUCGUAGUCGACAUGUUUUCCACGGCCAUGAUUGACGUGGCGGACGAAUUUGGAGUUCCGACCUAUGUGUUCUACACCUCCGGCGCCGCCGUGCUCGGCUUCCUGCUACAUAUGCAGAGAAUCAGCUUGGAAGGUUUAAGAGGGUGCGAGAGGGAUCUCAAUAUCCCAACUUACGCCAACCCUUUUCCCUCUAAGUUGACCCCCUCUGCUCUGCUAGAGGAACACGGUUUCGCGAUGUUCCUCACCAUAUCCAAACUGAUCAGUGGGACAAAGGGUGUUAUUGUGAACACCUUUCUCGAACUCGAAUCCCACGCAAUCAAGACCCUCUCGGACGACCCAAACUCCCCGCCUGUAUACCCUGUCGGACCGAUACUAAACCUGGCCGGCCCCGGGGCCGGUGAAGGUAGCAAACAGAUUUUGGAAUGGCUGGACGACCAGCCGGAGGGUUCGGUUGUGUUCCUUUGUUUCGGGAGCGGGGGUUACUUCCCGGAGGAGCAGGUGAAGGAGAUUGCUAUUGCUUUAGAGCGUAGCGGGCAGAGGUUCCUGUGGGCACUGAGGCGUAUGCCAGAAAAGGGUUCUCUUAUUCCCGGGGAAUACAUCGAUCCCAGAGAAGUCCUGCCGGAUGGAUUCUUGGAAAGGACGCAAGGAGUAGGGAAGGUCAUUGGGUGGGCUCCCCAGGCGGCCAUAUUGAGCCACCCAGGGGUCGGAGGCUUCGUUUCACAUUGCGGGUGGAAUUCGACACUCGAGAGCAUCUGGUUCGGGAAGCCAAUGGCGGCCUGGCCUAUCGCCGCGGAGCAACAAGCCAAUGCGUUUGAAAUAGUGAAGGAGAUUGGAAUAGGGGUAGAUCUUAAGAUGGAUUACAAGAGGGAUUUCAAGGAUGCAACCAAAUUUUCUGAAAUGGUGAGGGCGGAGGAGAUAGAAAGGGGAAUCAAGAGUGUUAUGGAUCCUCUAAAUCCCAUUAGGUUGAAGGCCAAAGAAAUGAGUGAAAAGAGCAGAUCAGCCAUAGUGGAGGGUGGCUCAUCCUACACUUAUGUUGGGCGGUUCAUCCAGGAUGUCUUCAGCAACAUCAAUUAAUAGUUAGUCUUAGUUUAAGAACCAAUCAUUAAAUUUUUUUCUUCUAGUUUCUACAGUUCUCAAUGAUAUGCUAAUAAGGUUAAAAAGUUAAAAACAUUGUACUAUCAAGAAGAGAGUCUUGAGCAAGUAAUGGUUGAUUGGUUCUUUGUUUAAAUAUACGGUGUUUGUUUACAUCUAGCUA